Molecule: messenger RNA, 642 nt
Organism: Dujonia railenensis
Lineage: Eukaryota; Fungi; Ascomycota; Pichiomycetes; Serinales; Debaryomycetaceae
Source: the annotation of a GenBank genome assembly
AUGAGCUUUUUAAAACUUUAUGAUUACCCAAGGGGACCCUAUCCAGCCCGUGUACGUAUAGCAUUGGGAGAGAAGGGCCUUCAAUCACAAGUGGAGUCUGUGUUUGUCGAUCUCAGAACUGGAGCACACAAGAAGCCUGACUUCCUCACUAAGAACUAUUCCGGAACAUUACCAGUCUUGGAAAUCGAGCCUGGAUUAUUCAUAGGUGAGUGCACUGCCAUUACCGAAUACAUUGAUAAUCUCGAUGGAAAUCCAAUACUCACGGGCAAAAGUCCUAAGGAGAAGGCCAUCAUACACAUGAUGAACCGUCGUGCCGAAAUUGAAUUGCUUGAUCCAAUCAGUGUUUAUUUCCAUCACGGUACGCCAGGUCUUGGUCCGCAUGUCGAGAUUUACCAAAACAAAGAGUGGGGACUCCAUCAACUUGCCAAAUCGAUAAAAGGAAUGCACUAUUUCGAUAGCUUUCUCAAAGGACAACCAUAUGUAGCAGGACAAUCCUUUUCAAUGGCCGAUAUCACAGUUAUCGGAGGCUUGAUUUUUGCUUCCCUUUUGAAGGUUCCAAUUCCAGAAGAGUGCGAGGCUCUUUUAGAAUGGUAUGCUAGGAUGCAGAACCGUGCUAGUUUUAUAAACAGGCUAGAUUUUUAG